This is a messenger RNA of Melozone crissalis (California towhee), 4246 nucleotides long. It is a transcript of the gene ZBTB11, whose product is annotated as zinc finger and BTB domain containing 11. Gene Ontology annotation, molecular function: protein binding. The record is from RefSeq and is a predicted model, not a curated record. Gene Ontology annotation, cellular component: nucleus. The coding region runs from base 161 to 3289 and encodes 1042 amino acids. NCBI's taxonomy places the organism in Eukaryota, Metazoa, Chordata, Aves, Passeriformes, Passerellidae. The transcript is spliced from 11 exons.
CUUCUCCCUCCCUCCCGCCGCCGCGGGCCGCUACACUCCAGUUCCCCCCCCGGGCGCGGCUCCCGCCGGACCGGGGCCGAUCCCGACCCCCCUCCCCUUAUCCCGGGAGGCUCCUCCGCAGCCCGGGCGCGGGGGCGGCACCCGCGCCCCUUGCCGCGCGAUGUCCAGCGAGGAGAGCUACCUGGCCAUCCUGCGGUACCUGACGAACGAGCGGGAGCCGUACGCGCCGGGCACGGAGGGCAACGCCAAGCGGAAGAUCCGCAAGGCCGCCGCCUGCUACGUGGUGCGCGGCGGCACCCUGUACUACCAGCGGCGGCAGCGCGACCAGCAGCGCUUCGCCGAGCUGGAGGUGGUGCUGCAGGCCGAGCGCCGCGCCCGCCUCAUCCGCGCCGCGCACCUGGCGCCCGACGGCGCGCACCGCACCCGGCUGCAGACCUGGCAGGGGCUCUCGCAGAAGUACUGGUGGAGAGGUAUUCUUAAGCAGGUUAAGGAUUACAUUAAAGAAUGCAGCAAGUGCCAGGAAAAGCUAGACCGCUCCAGAUCUCUCUCAGAUCCUUCUGAAAUGCUGGAGGAGCUAGGACUGGAUGCAAAAUCUCAUGAAGACAGUAAUGAAACAGAUGAUGAAUUGAGUAACACAGCAUCAAUCCCAGCAGCAUCCCCAAAGCCUGUGAAGAAGAAACCAAUAGCAAAGCACGAGCUUGUGUUUGUUGACAGUAAGGGCCUUGUGAAGCAGUCAUCUUCCAAACAUUGUCUGUCAGUCUUAAACCAACUGAAUCAGCAGAGGCUUUCCAAUCAGUUCUGUGAUGUGACUUUGCUGAUUGAAGGAGAGGAGUACAAAGCUCACAAAUCUGUCUUGGCAGCCAACAGCGAGUACUUCCGAGAGCUCUUCAUUGAAAAGGGAGCUGUCACUAGUCAUGAAGCUGUAGUGGAUCUGUCAGGUUUCUGCAAGUCCAGUUUCCUGCCUUUAUUGGAAUUUGCUUAUACUUCAGAAUUAACGUUUGACUUCUGUAGCAUGGCAGAAGUGGCCAUGCUCGCCCGGCAUCUCUUCAUGUCAGAGGUCCUUGAAAUCUGUGAGAAUGUGCACAAACAGAUGGAAGAGAAACAAAUUACAGUGUACCAAAAGGGAGAUAUCCAAACAGUAGAGUCAACACAAAAUUUAGCAGAGCAGGCUGAAGUGCAGGUGCAGCCCAUGGAUGGUGUUGAGCAGCCUAAACUCACAGCCAGUGAAGUGCCAGUAGCUGUGAAUGGAGCUCCUUCCUCUGCUGGGACAGAGGAGGCAGCAGCACCCCAGCCUGACCUCCUGCACCCAGAGCCUCUGGAGGCCACUGCAGGUGAUCCUUCCAAGGCUGUGGAACGGUGUGAAACAACUGAAAAUUACAUCAAGAUCCAGCUGGUGGAGAGCAUUCCAAACAGCCUCUACAACAGACUCGGCACCGAGCCAUCGGCUGUGGAAGCCAUGGACACACAGAGCCAAGGGGAAACUGAGGCAGCUCAAAAUCAGAGUGAUAAAGCACAUGUGGAUUCUGCUUCUGAAGACUCCUCAGAGACACUCAAGCAAAGAAGUGAUGAGCAGAGCAGCUCCAUUUCCCAGCCAGAGAGCCUUGCUUCCAGCCAGGAUGAUACUUACAAAAGCAAGCUUCGCCAGCGCUCUGUCACUGAGGGGGGAUACAUCAGGCUGCAUAAAGGAAUUGAAAAAAAACUGCAGAAUAGAAAGACAAAUCCUAAAUCUGCAGUGCAGCAGGUUGCCAUGAAGCUGGUACAAAGAGGGAAAAAAAUGAAACAGCCCAAAAGAGAGACCACAGAAAAUAACGAAGUGGAGGCACAGCACAAGUGCACUGACUGUGGAAUGGUGUUCCAGCGGCGCUAUGCACUCAUAAUGCACACACUGAAACAUGAAAGGUCUAAAGAAUAUAAAUGCCCACUGUGUAAGAAGGAGUUCCAGUACGGCGCGUCGCUGCGGGCGCACCUGGUGCGGCACACGCGGAAGACGGAGGCCGGCGCUGCGGCCGGGGGGCCCGAGGGGAGCGGCAUGUCCUCGGUGAAAGGCAGGACCAAACGGGAAUUCGUGUGUGACAUCUGUGGGAGGACUCUGCCCAAGCUCUAUUCCCUCAGAAUACAUAUGCUUAAACAUACAGGUGUCAAACCCCACGCGUGCAAGGUUUGUGGAAAGACCUUUACGUAUAAGCAUGGAUUGAAAAUGCACUUAGCUCUCCAUGAAGUACAGAAACAGUUCAAGUGUGACUUGUGUGAAAAGUCUUUUGUCACAAAAAGAAGUCUUCAGGAGCACAUGAGCAUCCAUACAGGAGAAUCCAAAUACCUUUGCUCCAUCUGUGGAAAAUCUUUCCACAGGGCAUCAGGACUCAGUAAACACAUAAAGAAACAUCAGCCAAAGCCUGAAGUUCGUGGAUAUCAGUGUACUCAGUGUGACAAGAGUUUCUAUGAAGCUCGGGAUCUUCGGCAGCAUAUGAAUAAACAUUUAGGUGUGAAGCCAUUUCAGUGUCAGUUCUGUGGGAAAUGUUACAGCUGGAAGAAAGACUGGUACUCUCAUGUAAAGUCUCAUUCUGUCACAGACCCUUAUAGGUGUAAUGUAUGUGGAAAAGAAUUUUAUGAGAAAGCUUUGUACAGAAGACAUGUGAAGAAAGCCACACAUGGUAAAAAAGGAAGAGCAAAACAAAAUCUGGAACGAGUUUGCGAGCACUGUGGAAGAAAAUUCACACAGCUCCGGGAAUAUAGGAGACACAUGAACAAUCAUGAAGGUGUGAAGCCGUUCGAGUGCCUGACGUGCGGCGUGGCGUGGGCGGACGCGCGCUCGCUGAAGCGCCACGUGCGCACGCACACGGGCGAGCGGCCCUACGUGUGCCCCGUGUGCAACGAGGCCUACAUCGACGCGCGCACCCUGCGCAAGCACAUGACCAAGCUCCACAGGGACUACAUCCCCUGCAAGAUCAUGCUGGAGAAAGACACCCUGCAGUUUCACAACCAGGGGACGCAGGUGGAACACGCCAUCAGCAUCUUAGCCUCGGACAUACAGGAGCAGGAAACCGAGAUCAGCUUUGGCGCUGGCGAGGGCGAGACCGUGGUGGUGACAGGAGAGACGCUGGAAGCCAUCGAAGCAGUUGCAGCUACUGAGGAGUGCACGUCGGUCUCCACCCUUUCUGACCAAAGCAUCAUGCAGGUGGUAAAUUAUGUACUGGCACAGCAGCAGGGACAGAAAAUGGCUGAAGUGACGCAGGCCAUUGAAACUGUAGAAGUAGAGGUGGCCCAUGUAACAACAACGGAGUCGAUUUAGUGUAUGAGGGAGCAAGAGGGGUGAGGUUGUGUAUCUGUGAGAGCCAAGUGUAAAAUGGGUUACCUGAGGCUUUCAGUGAUGCCUGUUUCCAAAUGGUUAAUCCUCAGUACUGAAUGUUGUGAUGACAGAAUACUGCACCACGCAUCAGAUGGAGAAAGUACCAAUACUCCAGUGUGGGCCAAGGCUUUGAAAACUGAGAUUUCUAUAGUGGCUGUAACUUUAAACAAAACAAAAAGGUUAAAAUAAUGUUUUUGUCUCAUGAAGUAUCAUACUGUAACUUUGAAAAAUUAAAAAGAAAAACAUAUAAAAAGGCUGCACUAAAAACUAGAAAUGCACAGCUAUUGGUAGUUUGUUUGUUUGUUUUGAUGUGCAUUUCAUCAACUUUGUGAGCAAAUUUCCUGUAUUGGAUGCUGUCUGUUUACUCCCAAGACAAGGGAGGUGGUAGAAUGCUUUGUGUAGGCUUGUGCUUCAUGUGGCAUACAGAAAAACUGAAGCUUUUUUUCUGGGCAAAUGCACCAUUGGUAGUUAGUGAAUCCCAGUUCUGAAGAACUUACUUAAAUUCCAGGUGUGAGGGUGGCUGGUCCAAGGUUCAGCAAAAUGCUGUAAAAUGUUUUAUAGAUAAUGGGCAGGUAGAUGGUUGUGAUCUGGUUCUCCAAGAUGGUUGUGAAUUGAAGUUGACCAGAGGACAGCCCACCCCAGGGAGGCUGCUUAGAGAAGCAAACUCCUUUUCUUUGUGAGGGAGGAGUUUGCACCACAGCCUCUGUGCACAGCCACAUUCAGCUCCAUGUUUGCUUGGAAGCUGUUGCCAGCACUGAUGUGUGAUCCCAGUGCAGGCAGCCUCAUGAGGGAUGCUUCUGUUUUUGCUUUACAUUUGAUGUAGAAACUGUCAAAGGAGAAAGGUCUAAUGGCACACUUUUUCAGGAACUAAGGAAGUCCAGGUGGUUAUGGACUGAUCUU